UCCAAAUGUCACACCAUUUAUCUGCUUGCGCUUGUUUCUUCUCAUAAUCAAUUAUUGUUGUAGAAAACCUUAUAGAUUAUUCCUAUGAAUCUGUCCUCGAUAUGUGCAAUUGAAUCCUAGAUUUCUGUGAAUAGUCAACUACUAUAUGUGUGUACUACGCAUUUGCAAACUUGAUUUCAUUGGACACUGAAACUGUGGCUACAAGUGAAGUGAGUGAUUUUGAUGGACCUCAAAUCCUUCUCUUCCAUUUCCCUGUCCUCUUCUGAGGUUGCUCUUCUUGCAAGAUCGUCUUCCUAUUCUUACAAUGCUUUUAGGCACAAAUUUGGUGUUAGACUUUCCAAGUCUCCAAGAGUUGUUAGGGCUUAUGGUGGUCCUGAGAACCAUUACUUGGCAAAUAAAGCUAUCAUAAGCUUAGCUGGUGGUGCAAAUAAUGUUGCAGCAGAAACAAGUUUUCACAGUUCUAAUGGAUUAAACGGUUCAACUUGGAGCCUUUUCAGAAGAAAUCUGAAAGUACUUGAAGCCUAUGAUGAUGAGUAUGGUGGAGUUGUCAUUGAUCCAGAUAGGUUGCCAACCAAUCCGUCUGUUUUCGCUCUUGCCCUGAAUUUGUCUCUUUCACAUUGGAAAAAGAUGGGAAAGAAGGGGAUUUGGCUUAAGUUGCCUAUUGAGAAAUCUGACCUUGUUCCAGUUUCUAUCAAGGAAGGCUUUCAAUACCACCACGCAGAGCCGGGAUAUGUGAUGUUAACUUACUGGAUUCCUGAAGGACCUUGCAUGCUUCCGGCCAACGCGUCGCAUCUAGUAGGAGUUGGGGGAUUUGUCAUCAAUGAAAACAACGAGGUGCUUGUAGUGCAAGAAAAACAUUGCUCUCCUGAAAUCCUUGGUCUUUGGAAGAUUCCAACCGGAUUCAUUCUCGAGGCAGAGGAGAUAUACACAGGAGCCAUAAGAGAAGUGAAGGAAGAAACCGGCAUUGAUACAGAGUUUAUAGAAGUCAUAGCAUUCAGGCAUGCGCAUAAUGUGGCUUUCGAUAAAUCAGAUCUGUUCUUCAUCUGCAUGCUAAGAGCCCUAUCGUCCAAGAUUGUUGUCGAUGAUCAUGAAAUUGAAGCUGCAAAGUGGAUGCCCCUGGUAGAUUUUGUGAAGCAACCACUAAUCCAAGAAGAUUCCAUGUUCAAACAGAUCAUAGACAUCUUCGUCGCCCGUCUCAGCAAGCGUUACUGCGGCCUUUCGACUCACCAAGUAGUUUCAAAGUUUGAUGGCAGGGUCUCUUCCCUGUACUAUAAUGUUAUAGACAAUGAUGAAGAUAUCAACUGUGUAGGAAAUUAAGCCAAGGAUCUCAAAAAACUUCAAAGGAAGAAAGCAAGAACCGUUCAACAAGUUCUCAAAUAACUGCAACAGGCUGAAAGUUGAGCUAACUAUUGCACCUUUCAUCAGAUAUAGAAUCUGAUAUAUGCCCGAUGUAAUAAUAUAAGUGCAAUGUUAUUUCGAAUGUAUAUAGAUAUCUUAAAUAACAAUGUAUCCUACUAUAUUGUAAAUAGAAGAGCCACGAUAUUUAUGGGCCUUCAAUAUAAUCAUCCGUGGAAUUAAAACAUCAUUGUAUAUUUGAAGGUUAACAUAUUAAACUGAAGUUGCAGAACUUUUUUCUUCA
Molecule: messenger RNA, 1639 nt
Organism: Arachis stenosperma
Lineage: Eukaryota; Viridiplantae; Streptophyta; Magnoliopsida; Fabales; Fabaceae
Product: nudix hydrolase 8
Exons: 9
Coding region: 223-1317 (364 amino acids)
Molecular function (GO): NAD binding; ADP-ribose diphosphatase activity; NADH pyrophosphatase activity
Source: RefSeq, a predicted model, not a curated record